GAGGCGGGGGCAGAGGUGGAGGAAGCCGGAAGUGGAUCGGGCCCGGGUCGGUCCGGGCGUUGCGGGUUUGGGGCCUGGGAUAGCUCGUCCUCGGGCAGCUGAGGAGACCGUGACGGGACGGAGCGACGCCAUCCCGGCACUGAGGCCUGCUGACUGCCCCGCACCAGCCUCACCUGCCGCGAACCCAGUGCGUUGCUCUCCUCCCCGGGACAGGCAGCCUCUGAGCGCCCCGCGGAGGUCGGCGGCGACCAGCAGCGACCGCGGAGCGACGGCGGGCGGCCCCGGGCAUGUACGCCCCCGGAGGCGCAGGGCUGCCGGGCGGGCGCCGGCGGAGGAGCCCGGGAGGCAGCGCUCUGCCCAAGCAGCCGGAGCGUAGCCUGGCCUCGGCCCUGCCAGGUGCCUUGUCCAUCACCGCGCUGUGCACUGCCCUCGCCGAGCCUGCCUGGCUGCACAUCCACGGUGGCACCUGUUCCCGCCAGGAGCUGGGGGUCUCCGACGUGCUGGGCUACGUGCACCCGGACCUGCUGAAAGAUUUCUGCAUGAAUCCUCAGACAGUCCUGCUCCUGCGGGUCAUUGCUGCCUUCUGCUUCCUGGGCAUCCUGUGUAGCCUCUCCGCGUUCCUUCUGGAUGUCUUUGGGCCCAAGCAUCCAGCCCUGAAGAUCACCCGUCGCUAUGCCUUCGCCCACAUCCUCACAGUCCUGCAGUGCGCCACCGUCAUCGGCUUUUCCUACUGGGCUUCUGAACUCAUCCUGGCCCAGCAGCAGCAACAUAAGAAGUACCACGGUUCCCAGGUUUAUGUCACCUUUGCUGUUAGCUUCUACCUGGUGGCAGGCGCUGGCGGGGCCUCAAUCCUGGCCACAGCGGCCAACCUCCUGCGCCACUACCCCACGGAGGAAGAGGAGCAAGCGCUGGAGCUGCUCUCAGAGAUGGAGGAGAAUGAGCCCUACCCAGCGGAGUAUGAGGUCAUCAACCAGUUCCAGCCACCCCCGGCCUACACACCCUAAUGCCCGCCGUGGGCUCCCUCCUCAGCAGCCCUCCCCACUCUGCCGCGCCUCUCACACUCAGAGGCGCUCCAUUCUGGUAGGAUCCUGACCAUCUUCACAAACCUUCCUCGGGAGAGACUCUGCCUGUAGGGUUGUUCCUGGAUCCCCGCUCUCGAAACCGGGGGUUCACUGAUUUUAUAUAAUGCACCGUUUCCCCUCCUGCCACCUUCCUCUCCCAUCCCCAGUCAUCACCAACCAGGGGCGGUCAUACGUGUGUUCUUCCUUCGUGGGCCCUAUCUCUGGGACUGGGAUUUUUCCCUUGGGGAGCUGUUGACAGUGGACAGUCCCCAAUAGAAGCAGUGUCCACAGGGUCCCCGAGAGAGGGGACCAGGCCCCGCAGGCUCUCUCCCUACCUGUCAGCGUUCGUUCCACCGCUGUAGUUCUGGGCUGAGCCCCAGCCCCACCCCGUCUCCGAGUGCCCCGCGCUGGGCCGCCCACUCUGUGGAGUCUCUGCACUUUAGUCUUUGGACUGCCCACCACGUGUGUUCUGGUUUUGCGGGGAGGAGGCGUUGCUGCUGGAAAGCAGAGCACGUGCUCUCCCUGCCCCGUCCCUGCCUGGUGGCCAGA
Messenger RNA from Vicugna pacos (alpaca), 1610 nucleotides. RefSeq names its product transmembrane protein 127 (gene TMEM127). NCBI's taxonomy places the organism in Eukaryota, Metazoa, Chordata, Mammalia, Artiodactyla, Camelidae. Gene Ontology annotation, biological process: negative regulation of TOR signaling; negative regulation of cell population proliferation. The record is from RefSeq and is a predicted model, not a curated record. Gene Ontology annotation, cellular component: membrane.